Messenger RNA from Metarhizium robertsii ARSEF 23, 648 nucleotides. RefSeq names its product Heat shock protein Hsp20. The record is from RefSeq and is a predicted model, not a curated record. The transcript has a single exon. NCBI's taxonomy places the organism in Eukaryota, Fungi, Ascomycota, Sordariomycetes, Hypocreales, Clavicipitaceae. The coding region runs from base 1 to 648 and encodes 215 amino acids. Gene Ontology annotation, biological process: response to salt stress; response to hydrogen peroxide; protein folding.
AUGGCCUUCUUCCCACGAGCAUUCUUUGACAACUCUCACUCCUUCACUCCUCUCUUCCGCCUGCUAGACGACUUUGACAACUACAGUCGCCAAGGUACUUCUUCCAAUCAUCACCAUGACAAGAAGCGAGCUGGCGACGCCCUCUGGCAACCCGCAUUCGACGUCCGCGAAUCUGGUGACAGUUACGAACUUCACGGCGAACUGCCCGGUCUGACCAAGGAAAACGUCCACAUUGAAUUCGCGGAGCCUCAGACCUUAAUUGUUCGCGGUAGGUCUGAGAGAUCGUACACUUCUGGAACUCCACACGCCGAGGCCCUUGAACAAUCCAUCAGCAAGGGCGCCAUCGCCGAGGGCAGUGAAUCGUUCCCACACAAGGCGACUGUCGAAAAUACCGACCAAGCAGACGCCCAAAUAAAGGAGCCAGCUCAGCAAGGCGAAACUGCUGUUCAAAAGUCAGACAAGAAGGAAUCUGAGCACGGAGUCAAGUACUGGCUCUCUGAACGCAGCGUCGGCGAAUUUUCUCGAACGUUCAAUUUCCCCACGCCAGUUGAUCAGGGUGCCGUUACGGCAAGUUUCAAGGAUGGUAUUCUGAGCGUUGUCGUGCCAAAGGCCAAGAAGCAAGCAUCUCGGCGUAUUGCUAUUCACUAA